Molecule: messenger RNA, 5586 nt
Organism: Rhagoletis pomonella (apple maggot)
Lineage: Eukaryota; Metazoa; Arthropoda; Insecta; Diptera; Tephritidae
Exons: 2
Coding region: 2507-5584 (1025 amino acids)
Biological process (GO): DNA integration
Molecular function (GO): nucleic acid binding
Source: RefSeq, a predicted model, not a curated record
ACUUGUUAUCUUAUUUUGCAUUUCCUUAUCACUAACCUUCUGCCUAUUAUAUUUAUUGUUGUGGAAAUUAUCUCAGCUAACUGUGUACAAAUAUUUUAAGCGACCGGUUUGGGUACAAUUGAAUUCGUUCACCUAAGCUCACUUCACUUCUGCUUUGGCUUGGAAAUAAAGAAAACGCUUUGCACUUAUAUUUAAGCCACAUCGGUGUUUCAUUUAUAUUUAGAACUUUCUCGGCCUAAAUGUUUCGCUGGAAGGAUUAAGAAACUACUUAAUUCUCAAACAUUUGGUGACCCCGACGUGAUAUCGAAAUUUUCGCAUUUUAAUAUUUCGUGAUCGUUUGCCAAGUAGAAGUAACCUCGGUUCGCAUAUUUGUAUGUACACAGCUUUCGACAUACAUUUUCGUUGCCAUCGAGUGCAUCCAUAGGUUCAGUUAUUAGCGCGCAUAUUAUAUCGCGGAUAUUUCUCUACCGAAACCAAAAAUACUCGAUUUGUUUGCUUAAAAAUUCCAAAAAAGUCGAAAUCGGGUGACGAGAGCGUUAGUCUAGCGGGUGAUAUCGCGUUUUACAAAAAGGAAUGUAAUUCCCUUCAACGGCAGCUGGAUGCUCUCAGUACCUUUUUGACAAAUGAUCGCUUAAAAGGUUUGGAUGAAGCAGAUAUUUCGGCUCGGCUUAAGCAUGCCGAACGCAUGCAGUCAAACUUUGAGAAUGCUCGCUCAGCCCUCAAGCGACUGGACAGGAAGGAAUUCGAGUCGGAUUCGGACGAAAACUUUUUCAAGGCAUAUAUUGAGCUUGAAGCGAAACUCAAUCGUGAACUAAAAUCUAAGCAAAAGGCUUGUGGCGCGCACUCAUCGACUCUACGAGCCUUCUCCUGGGAAGAAGCUGCGGUACAGCCUUCCCAACGACGGUCCAGACUACCUGAGCUGAAAAUUCCAGUUUUUAGCGGCUCAUAUCUCGAUUGGCCAUCGUUCUUCAGUACAUUUACUUCAGCAAUAGAUAAGGACAUGGAGAUGUCCAAAUUGGAAAAAAUGCAAUAUUUGAUCACCAGCCUCGAUGGAGCAGCUUUAGAUACCAUCCGCUCACUUGAUCCCACUGAAGAAAAUUAUAGCAAAGCAUUAGAUUUACUAAAAGGACGUUUUGAUAAUAAAUUGCUUAAUUUUCAGGCUCACAUAAAGGCAAUUUUCGGGCUACAACGUGUAGAGGAGGGCAUUUCAGGCGGAUUACGAAAAUUAAGCGAUCAAGUAAACGCCCAAACGCAAACUUUGGCAACUACAGAAGAAACAUAUAAUGGCUUACUCAUUCAUCUCGUGACUAGCAAACUAGAUCUACACACGCACGAAAAUGGGAGGAGAACUUGUCUACUCAAAAAUUACCGACCUGGCUAGAGAUGUCAACGUUUUUGGAAAAAAGAUGUCGCAUGGCUGAAAAUUUGGAAAAUGCUAUGGUCAAUCAGACACCUAGCAAACAGAAGCAAAAAGGUUUCAUUUGUGCUUGAAUUGCCUUCGUAAGGGCCACACUGUCAAGCAGUGCAAAUCGGGCAGCUGCCGGCAUUGCCAAGCAAAACAUAACUCGUUGUUGCAUAUAAAUGGUGUUCAAGACAGUGGACCGACAUCAAGCUCGCCCCCAGCUGUCACAAACAGCCAAUCAUUAGCUCAACAGUCAACUUUAGUUGCCGGCGUGUGCUAUUAGCGACAGCCAUCGUUUUAGUUAAAAAUCGUGCAGGUACGCUAGUUCCAUGUCGAGCCAUUUUAGACUCCGCAUCUCAACUUAAUUUCAUUACAACUCGAUUUGCGAAUCAGCUUCAACUUCGUUCCUGUCACUCACCAGUUUCAAUAUCUGGCAUCGGAGAGGCGAGUAUCAUCGCCGAUAGGUGUGUUGACAUCUUUGCUCAAGCGCAAGAUGGCAGCUUCUCAACAUCGUUUGCAGCACUAAUCACACGAAGCAUAAUCGACUAUCAGCCGAACUUUGAUAUCAACGUUGACGGCUGGAAUAUACCCAAUAACAUUAAACUGGCUGAUCCCACAUUUUUCAAAGCAAGUCGCAUUGACCUUUUGAUUGGAGCUGAACUUUUCUAUGACCUAAUUUGCGUUGGGCAAGUUAGGAUAGCUGACCAUCUUCCUACGCUACAAAAAACUAAGUUAGGCUGGGUGGUUUCAGAAGGGGUAUCGCACUUCAAUAGUCGCUCCACAGCUCUUUCGUCCUUCAGAAAUCCAAAGCCACUAGGAGAUAGUAAUGACAUACUGGCAAGCAUUGUCACGCGCUUUUGGGAGGUCGACAAUAGAUUCGCCGCAACCCCUAACCCAACCUUGUCAGAUGAAGAUGUUUUCUGCGAGAAGCAUUUCGUACAAAAUCACGUUCGUCUGCCAUCAGGAGCGUAUUCAGUAAGGCUACCUCCUAAAUCUAAUUUCGAUAUUCUCGGUGACUCGUACGACCUUGCUUUACGGAGAUUCAAGGCUCUAGAAAGAAAGCUUCAAAGAGAUCAACCCACAAAGCGUUUAUACUCAGACUUCAUGCAGGAAUACAUGGAUCUUGGUCACAUGUCAAUGGCAUCAUUACUAGCAGGCGCUCCGGUUUACUACCUACCCCACUAUUGUGUUCGAAAACAAGAUAGUACUACUACAAAAUUGCGUGUAGUAUUCGACGGAUCUGCUAAAACCACUUCUGGGCACUCUUUAAACGAUUUGUUGCUGUCAGGACCAACUAUACAACCGAAACUUUUUAGCACAUUACUUCGUUUCAGAUUUUUCAAGGUUGCGCUUUGUGGUGAUAUAUGCAAAACGUAUCGCUGUGUUAAAAUGGCUAACCCUGAUAACCAGUUGCAAUGCAUACUUUGGCGUGAUGAUCCAUCAGAGGAAAUAAGAAUCUAUAAGCUCGACACUGUGACAUAUGGUACAAGGCCAGCUGCGUUUUUAGCCAUUCGGGCUAUGCACCAACUUACGUUUGACGAAGAAGAAGCAUUCCCCAUCGGGGCAAAAAUCAUUCGAAGCGACUUUUACGUAGACGACUUAAUUUCUGGUGGUGAUACGAUUGAAGAAGUCAUGCAAAUGAAGCAGCAGGUGAAGCAGCUACUUCGACGAGGAGAUUUUCCUAUUCGGAAAUGGUGUUCGAAUGAAGCUGUCGUUCUUAAAGAUGAAGAUGAGCAAGACUGCGAACAAUUCUUGAAGUUUCAUGAUGGUACCGAUGUUACAAAGGCGCUCGGCCUUGUGUGGGACCCCAUAUCAGACCAAUUUCUGUUUAGCUUCACGCCAAUUUCAAAUUCGGGAAAAAUCACAAAACGUUCGAUUCUCUCGGUAAUAGCGCGGUUCUAUGAUCCACUUGGGUUAAUUUCGCCUGUAAUUACAAGUUUGAAGGUAUUUAUGCAAGCCUUAUGGAAAGAAAAGUUGGAUUGGGACGAAAGUUUGCCGCAGUCCUUGCAUUGUACAUGGUUGGAUUUGUGCAGUCAACUAUCCAUCGUUAGCAGCCUUCGCUUCCCACGCUUCGUACUCGCUAUGCAGGUACGUGUACAGCUCCACGCAUUUUGUGAUGCCAGUUUAUCUGCUUACGGUGCUUGCCUUUACACCCGUAUUGAAGAUCAAGGUGUCAUAAAAACACAUCUCCUGUGUUCCAAGUCGAGAGUGACACCAUUGAAAUCACUCACCGUUCCGAAACUCGAAUUGUCAGCCGCAUUGCUGCUGGCAGAAUUGGUCUCAAACAUUUUGGAAAAUAGUCAGCUAUCUUACGAAUGUCAUUGCUGGUCGGACUCAAUGAUUGUUUUGUCAUGGCUGCGGUCUUUUCCUGGAAAUUUUAACAUAUUUGUUUCCAAUCGCGUAGCCCAGAUUCAAUCCCUCACAUCGGGCAUGACAAGGCAUCAUGUUCCUACUGAUCUAAAUCUUGCGGAUAUUCUUUCACGUGGUUGUGCUCCAAAGGAGCUUCUAAAUAACUUUCUUUGGGCAAAUGGUCCUGCAUUUCUCCGUACAGAUUCAUCGCACUGGCCAGGAAACAUGGAUUUCUUGACUGAUCUUCCAGAAAGGCGACGCCGUGUUCUGGUUACAAGUCCUCGAAUUGAUGCAACUUUUGAUUGCAAAUUUCAAAAUUCAUUUGGCAAGCUACAACGCGUAUUCGCAUACGUUUACAAAUUUUGUCAGUUAAACGCAAAACGCUCUGUACCAUCAACUGGAUCGCUUACUGUCGAUGACGUAAAAUGUGGUACAUUAUUAUUAAUCAGGCAUAUACAGCAAGUAUACUUCGCAACAGAAUACAAACUACUAAAGGAAAAUAAACAGUUACCUUCGUCUAGCAACCUGCUGUCUCUCAAUCCAUUUGUCGACGAUUUUGGUGCACUUCGCGUUGGAGGACGACUUCAUUAUUCAAAUUUGGACUUCGAGGCAAAGCAUCCGCUUUUGCUACCAAAGCAGCAUCCAGUCACCAACGCGCUCAUUGAAUUUUAUCAUCGAAAACUCCUGCAUGCAGGACCACAGAGUUUGCUAGCAUCGAUCCGACAGCAGUAUUGGCCUAUUGGUGGGCGCAAAACAGUCGCUAAAAUUGUCAAUAAAUGCAUAAAUUGCUAUCGCCUGAAGCCUCGGGUAUUACAGCAAAUUAUGUCGUUUCUGCCAAAAGAUCGCGUGCGGCCAUCCAGAACAUUCCACACCACCGGGAUUGAUUACUGUGGACCAUUUCAUUACAAACACACUGUACGCAACCGACCGCCUGUCAAAUGCUAUGUAUGCAUUUUUGUUUGCUUUGCGACGAAAGCGACUCAUCUUGAGCUUGUUCAAGAUUUAUCGACUCAAUCAUUCAUCGCAGCACUUAAGCGUUUUAUCAGCAUUAGAGGCAAACCGAGCACAAUCUGGUCUGAUAACGCAACAAAUUUCGUAGGAGCGAAGAAUGAGCUGGAGGAGCUGCGAAAAUUAUUUUUUAAUCAAAAUCACAACAACGCAAUAGCAGAAGCUUGCAUUGAAAAUCAUAUAGACUGGAAAUUCAUUCCGCCUCGGUCGCCGCACUUUGGUGGUUUAUGGGAGGCUGCGGUCAAAUCCGCAAAACUUCAUUUUUAUCGGACCGUUGGCAUUUCCAUUUUAACUUUUGAUGAGCUUCGCACUUUGGUCUGUGAAAUUUCUGCUAUUGUAAACUCACACCCCCUCUGUCCAAUUACAGAAAACCCACAUGAUCUUGACGUGCUUACGCCAGCGCAUUUCCUCAUAGGUGGACCACUCGUAGCUAUCACCGAACCAAACGUAACACAUUUAAACAUGAACUGCCUUAGCCGAUGGCAGCGAAUUUGUCAAAUGCAGCAAAUCUUCUGGCAAAAGUGGAGCACUUCGUAUUUAUCAUUGCUACAAGAGAGGUCUAAGUGGCGUACAGCUACCCCAAAUGUACAGCAAGGUGCUAUGGUGCUUCUGAAAGACGACAACUUACCCCCCUUAAAAUGGACUCUAGGUCGAAUUGAGCGCUCAUUCACUGGUGAUGAUGGAUAUGUCAGAGCAGCAAUUAUACGAACUGCAAGCGGACUUGUAAAAAGGGCCAUAACCAAGAUUGCUGUGCUUCCGAUUGAAUCAGACAUGGUUGAAAGCCUACGCCUUCCAAUGGGGGGAGUAUGUUCGCAGCAGCAAUAGAU